Nymphalis io (European peacock) is the source of this 1741-nucleotide messenger RNA. RefSeq lists its product as uncharacterized. The transcript is spliced from 5 exons. The record is from RefSeq and is a predicted model, not a curated record. The coding region runs from base 67 to 1269 and encodes 400 amino acids. Lineage: Eukaryota; Metazoa; Arthropoda; Insecta; Lepidoptera; Nymphalidae.
GUUUAUAUACUCUCGACAAAGUAAAUAGCUUCGUUUUGAUUUAUAAAUCACAUAUUAUUUACUUCAAUGAUAUAUAACUUGGUUAUUUAUUUAAUGUUGUAUAAUUUUUCGCCACAUUACGCGCAGACAUUUCAGGGAUUCAAGUUAAGGCGGAAAAGCUACCAACAUACAGAGAGUAUUAAUGGAUAUAACCACAAAUUACAUAACUUAAGUUAUAAUUUAAAUAAACAUCGUAAAAACAAUAACUUUGAUUACGAUUACAACUGGGAUGACAAUGAAGAAGCAGCUUUCAAACGGGAUUAUACUGAAAUAACAAUUACUGAUAAAUCAAAUGUUACAACAGUUUAUGAUACAACAACAGCUAUAGCGGACACAAAUGUAUCUGAUAUUAUAAAAGUCGAAAAUGAUACACAAUCAAUAUUAAAUCUAAAUAUUACAGACACAGUUAAUCCUGUAGCUAAAACUGAAGAAACAUCUAAAACAAUUGCGUCAACAGGUACAACUAGUUCUCCUGUCACACGGUUUACUUUUCCUGAAGAAACAGAGAAAUUAUUGGACGUAUUCAUAACGACACAUAGCGGUGCCGAUACAAGUUCGCCACCAUCUCUCCAUUUCGAAACUUACUUCCCUGGGAAUACACAAGAUUUUCUCGAUCACACUGUAACACGAUCGACGACUACGAAAAACCCUUUCUACGAAGAUAUAAAAGAAAUAUCAAAUGAGAAGGGACGAUUCACGUCGAGUCUAAUUGUUCUGUUCAAGAUGUUGGUCCGAAAGAAUCCGAACGAAAUAAUGCCUUUAAUAGUAACGCUGAAUUCAAGAAUUCAAGUAUUGAACGACGAGGAUAAAAUGUUGAUAUUUGGAGGUAUGGCUGCAGAAGUAUUUCAAGCGAUGCUUCAGAUGCUAGGCUCUGAACCCACUGACGUCAUGCAAGAUCAUUUCAAAUACGCGGAAUACGCAUUAGAAAACAAGCAUACGGUUCUAAAGCGAGACGUCAAUGGUCUAAUAGAUAUUGUAGAUACAGUAUACAUAGAAACAGAUAUAGAUAACAUUGCAAACCUUAUGAGAGAUAUAAAAAGAUAUCCGAACGGUACAAAAACAGACGACGAGAUCAUAGAAGCAGCUAUACAAGAUUAUAUGUACGCGCCAUUCAGAAGGAUUCAUGACACAGCUAGAGAGAAACUGCUAGUGGUCGAAUUAAAUAAUGUUAUCAAGCGCAGGUUAUAUCCUGGUGAAGAUUUAGAAAAUAAGCGACGUCAGAAUAUGUAAUAAUUAUUAUUAUUUAUUCAAGUAACAAAACUACAAAAAAUAUAUAAAUUAAACAUUAAUAUCUACUACUUAUAUAAUUUACUGGUCCAGCUGAAACUUUACAACAGCGGUUUAUAAAUAUACAGUCUAAUCUAUUGGCAACCAUGAUUAGAAUUUUGUUGGAGCUGGCCAGCACAUGUGAACCAAGGGGACACACCUUUUUCGCAUUAAUACGUAAAAACAGUAUAUAUUCGCUUCAGCAAGCAUCCCUGAAGUACUACAGAAGCGAGGCAACUCCAUCAGCAAUCUAACGGCGUUUAUUGUAAUGGACACAAGAGCAUUGUACGAUUUUAAUUUAUAAUUAGCCCACAAACUACGUAUAAAAAGAGGUACAGUAAGCGCGGAAUCAUGUUUUAAUAAUGAUAGUACUUUUCAUUUAUGUAUUUAAAUGGUUACAUUGUUGAUAUAUCUAAAUAAAUGAAAUUUAACUGGC